AUGGCCUGCUACGACAUCUGCCGUCCCUGCGGACCCACCCCGCUGGCCAACAGCUGCAACGAGCCCUGUGCCCUGCAGUGCCAGGAUUCCCGUGUUGUUAUCCAGCCUUCCCCGGUGCAGGUGACCCUGCCAGGACCCAUCAUGACCUCCUUCCCCCAGAACACCGCCGUCGGAUCCACCUCCUCGGCUGCUGUGGGCACUGAACUCAGUGCCCAGGGACAGCCCAUCUCGGGUGGAUUUGGUGGCUUUGGCUACGGCCUUGGCUAUGGCCGUGGAUUUGGCUAUGGCCUGGGAGGCCUGGGCUGCUACGGCAGGAGGGGCGGCUACAACUGCUGAGGGCCCUCAGCACCACUGCUGACACCAACCACCCACUCCCUGGAACACAUCUCAGGCAUUGCUGGCGCCUCUCUGGGCCAAGGCUCUCAAACGGGCUCAGCACUUCCAGCUCCUGCUCUCAGGGCUCCAAGCAAGGCAGCAGCCAAGGAUCCAGCCCGGGCUGCCUGCACACACGGCCCAUCUCCGUUCCUGCUCUUCUCCUCCUCCCGGCUCUGCAUUGCCCCUCUGGCUCUGUCCAGUCCCAUCUCUGCAGAUUCCUUCUGCCAAGCCAGAGGCCAUUGGGCACCUCUGCUGGGCUGCUCCAUUUGUGGUACAGGGAGCCCUUGAUUCUCUGGCCAAACCUGCUGCAAUCAAAGGACCU
Messenger RNA from Hirundo rustica (Barn swallow), 697 nucleotides. RefSeq names its product feather beta keratin-like. Gene Ontology annotation, molecular function: structural constituent of cytoskeleton. The record is from RefSeq and is a predicted model, not a curated record. Gene Ontology annotation, cellular component: intermediate filament. NCBI's taxonomy places the organism in Eukaryota, Metazoa, Chordata, Aves, Passeriformes, Hirundinidae. The transcript has a single exon. The coding region runs from base 1 to 336 and encodes 111 amino acids.